GAAAAUGUGACAGAUGACAUUUCAGUAUAAACUUGAAAAAUUUCGGCUAAAAAAUGACAGAUAAGGAUUAUGCACCGCUUAGCGCGGCCUGUGUACGGGCCCUACAUGAUAAAGUACAUGAUAAAAGAAAAACUGCGGCUUUGGAAGUUGAGAAAAUGGUUAGAGAUUUUUAUCAAGUGAAUAAUGCAAGUCAAAUAAAAAGGAUUAUUAAAGUUUGUGGAGAAUUUGCAACGUCUCAAAACCCUUUUGUUAGACGUGGAGGAUUACUGGCAUUAGCAUCUGUUGCCAUUGCAUUAGGAAAAGAUGCUUCAGUUUACACACAUCAAUUAAUUAAACCGAUCAUUUCAUGCUUCGCUGACCCCGAUACGCGAUUACGAUUUGCGGCUUGCGAAUCAUUAUACAAUGUUGUGAAAGCAGUUCGAGAUGCAAUUCUGCCAUAUUUUUCUGAAGUAUUUAACGCAUUAAGUAAACUUGCUACAGAUCCUGAUCAAUCAGUUAAAAGUGCAUCAGAAGUGCUUGAUCGAUUAUUAAAGGAUAUUGUAACAGAAAGUCCUGCAUUUGAUUUAGUAGGAUUUAUGCCACUUUUAAGAGAAAGAAUUUAUACGAAGAAUCCAUGUGCAAGACAAUUUAUCAUAUCUUGGAUAUCAGUAUUAGAUGCUGUUCCCGAUAUUGAUUUAAUUAUAUUUCUUCCCGAAAUUUUGGAUGGAUUAUUUCGUCUUUUAGAAGAUUCUCCAGGCGAUGUGAAAAAAACAUGUGAUUCAGUACUGGGGGAAUUUUUAAGAAAAAUUAAGAAUGAUCCCACGCGAAUAGCGUUUCCAGAAAUGAUUAAUAUUUUAAUAACUACACAUGCUCAAUCAACCGAUGAACUUGUUCAGUUUACGGCAAUUACUUGGAUCCAGGUAUUUGUUCAAUUAUCUGGUCCAUUAAUGCGGCCUUAUAUGUCUGGUAUAUUUACAGCAAUCCUUCCAUGUUUAGCCUAUGAUGGAGACAGUCGUAAAAAAGAUAUAAAAGAAACAGCAACCGCUGUUAGUUUAAGUCUAAUGAGACUUGUAACUUUAACUGAGGAUAACAGUAAUUUACCACCGUUAGAAGCCCUUAAUUUGAGUGAUGAAGAACGAAAGGCAAAAACUAAUUUAGAUUUACCGAGUAUUGUCUUAGUAUUGAAACAACAUUUAGCUCAUAAUUCAGUCCAAACCAAAGUUGCAGUAUUAGAAUGGAUCUAUCAUUUGUAUACAAACAUUCCAAAUGAGAUGUUCAAUCAUAUUGACGAAUUAUUCGUUGAAUUAUUGCGAACAUUAUCGGAUUCAUCAAAUGAGGUGGUGAAAAAAUGUCUGGUUGUAAUUUCUGAAAUCAUUUCACCUCAUGCUUCAACAGAUAACUUUAACCAGCAAGUUCAACAACCAAUUUCUGGCGAAAAUAUCUUAAUAAAGAAUGAUUAUUAUAAAAAAUUCAUUGUUGAUUUGUUAAGAUUAUUUAGGACUGAUAAAACGUUACUUGAAAGUCGUGGAACAUUCAUCAUACGGCAAUUAUGUGUAAAUUUAAAUGCCGAAGAUAUAUAUCGUAGCUUAGCACAAAUUUUAUUCAACGAAUCAAAUUUAAAGUUUGUCAGUACAAUGGUUGAAACCUUAAAUGUGAUUUUAUUCACAGCACAAGAGUUAUUCGAAUUACGAAUGCUUUUAAAAGAACUUAAUACUGAGGAAAGUUGUAAGCUUUUCCAAACUUUAUAUCAAACAUGGUGUCAUAAUCCUGUAGCAACUGUAGCUUUAUGCCUACUUUCACAAAAUUAUCAACAUGCGUCACAACUUAUUAGAAGCUUCGGUAAUUUGGAAGUUACAGUAGAGUUUUUAACAGAAAUUGAUAUGUUAGUUCAAUUAAUUGAAUCGCCUAUUUUCGCAUUUUUACGUUUAGAGUUAUUAGAAGUUCCAUGCAAUCCGUACUUAGUGCGCUCGUUAUAUGGAUUAUUAAUGUUAUUGCCACAAUCCGAUGCAUUCCAUACACUUCGACAACGAUUAGCUUGCAUUCCAAGCCAUCAUUUAUAUUGUGAUAAUAGGAUUGGUAACGAAGUUAAUAAUACAGUAAAUACGAAAUUGAGUAAAAUGGAUUAUAAGCAAAUGCUAGAACAUUUCUUACAAAUUCAAGACAAACAUAAGACUAGUAAGCAAGCAAUACGUGCUAAAAAUUUAAACUCAUUAGAGUAUGAUAUGAAUCCAUAUGAAUUUUAAAAAAUGUAGAUUUUGUAAACAUUUGU
Messenger RNA from Chrysoperla carnea, 2248 nucleotides. RefSeq names its product protein VAC14 homolog. The transcript is spliced from 15 exons. The record is from RefSeq and is a predicted model, not a curated record. Gene Ontology annotation, biological process: phosphatidylinositol biosynthetic process; positive regulation of kinase activity. Bases 54 to 2222 code for a protein of 722 amino acids. NCBI's taxonomy places the organism in Eukaryota, Metazoa, Arthropoda, Insecta, Neuroptera, Chrysopidae. Gene Ontology annotation, cellular component: PAS complex; endosome membrane.